AUGGAUGAAACCUCCAUCUUCAACCCGAUCUCUCUCUCAGCUUUCGGUUCGUCAUCAAUCGAGGAGGAAGUAGCUACGGCUGCCACCGAGGAUAUUGCGGAUGAAGCCACCGAUGUGACCAAUUUACCAUUGGGGAAAUCGCGCUUCAUUUACUGGAACCCAUCCACAUGUGCCGUGAUGACGACGUUACACGUUUACACAGGUUCCGGCCGACGUCAGCUCACUGGAGCCAAAUCGAUACUGGAGAUGUUAGUCAGCUUGCGGCAUGAAUUGCUCCUGAGACCCUCAUCUUGGCACGAGGAAAUCGCGGUUCGCCUGGAUUCACAUGUGUGGCUAGUCGCCCGACGUUCCAACGGCCGUGAGCUGUACAUGGUCUUCAUGUGGAAACAGGAAAAUAUGGCCAAAUUGGAUAACUACAUCGAGCGACUCUACGGUUCAACGUUCCGAGGUAUUUUGUUACUGAGUUGAAAUCACGUGACUGUACCAUCGCGUAUCACUUCCAGCUGUAUAGUGUCACUUAUCUUCUUCCUUUCCUGUUUUUUUCCGAUCUCGCUUGCACGAACCCUAUCGAGCACUGUCUUUCAUUAAGAAUCACGAUUUCCCUACCUCGAUUUGCUGUCCAUUCUUGCCUCUGCAUGCAUAAAAAGAAUUACAAAGCGAGUUUACCACGACCACACUCCUUUCACAUGCCGUAUAUCCGAUUUAUUGUUGGAUUGUUAGUCUAAUAUCACUUGUUAAUGAUGAUUACCCUUCUGUCAUUUUUCUUUACCUGUUGUUGUGAUCAGAAGACACAAGCCCCGUUCCCAGUUCUUUUGCGUAAUUGUUGACAACCAUACUUACGCUAAAUCUUGUUGGACACUUUUUAUGCCAAUGCAUUUCCG
Dicrocoelium dendriticum is the source of this 881-nucleotide messenger RNA. Lineage: Eukaryota; Metazoa; Platyhelminthes; Trematoda; Plagiorchiida; Dicrocoeliidae. The record is from the annotation of a GenBank genome assembly.